This is a messenger RNA of Nycticebus coucang (slow loris), 5112 nucleotides long. RefSeq names its product janus kinase and microtubule interacting protein 1 (gene JAKMIP1). Bases 450 to 2948 code for a protein of 832 amino acids. Lineage: Eukaryota; Metazoa; Chordata; Mammalia; Primates; Lorisidae. The record is from RefSeq and is a predicted model, not a curated record. Gene Ontology annotation, molecular function: kinase binding; microtubule binding; GABA receptor binding. The transcript has 22 exons.
AGCUGCAGCCGGGAGCGUGCCGCACACGCCGGCCGCCUGCCUGAGCGCUGUCCCCGGCGCCGCCGCCCCCCACCUCGCUCGACCGAGCCGCGCCGGCGUCGUCUUCGCUUGCUUUCUACGAUUUUUUUGCUUGCAUUCAUUUUCUGUUCCGUUUUGUCCUUUUUAAGGAGGCGGCGGCGGCAACGGCGGCAACGGCGGCGUAAGCUGGCCGCGGAGAGGGGGCAGCCGGAGGAUGCGGCGCGGGGCUGCGCUCGCUACGCCCGCUGCUGCUGCCCGGCUUGGGCCCGAGAGCCCAGCAGGAUCCCAAGUGAUGGUGGUUUACUCGGAGGACAAGCUGAGCCCUGCACAAUGACAGGUUAGCACAGGCAGAGCUGGUAGCCACGCCUGCUGGCUGUCAGGUGUGAACAGGUGUGAACUGCAAGAUCCCAACAUCUGGAACAAGUGGAAGCAUGUCUAAGAAAGGCCGGAGCAAGGGCGAGAAGCCCGAGAUGGACACAGACCCAGUCCAAAUGGCCAACGAAGAGCUGCGGGCCAAGUUGACUAGCAUCCAGAUUGAGUUCCAGCAGGAAAAGAGCAAGGUGGGCAAGCUGCGCGAGCGGCUGCAAGAGGCCAAGCUGGAGCGCGAGCAGGAGCAGCGGCGGCACACGGCCUACAUCUCGGAGCUCAAGGCCAAGCUGCACGAGGAGAAGACGAAGGAGCUGCAGGCCGUGCGCGAGGCGCUCAUCCGGCAGCACGAGCAGGAGGCGGCGCGCACGGCCAAGAUCAAGGAGAGCGAGCUGCAGCGGCUGCAGGCCACGCUCAACGUGCUGCGCGACGGCGCUGCCGACAAGGUCAAGAGCGCGCUGCUGGCUGACGCGCGCGAUGAGGCGCGCAGGGCCUUCGACGGGGAGCGCCAGCGGCUGCAGCAGGAGAUCCUGGAGCUCAAGGCGGCGCGCAAGCAGGCCGAGGAGGCGCUCAGCAACUGUAUGCAGGCGGACAAGGCCAAAGCCGCCGACCUGCGGGCUGCCUACCAGGCGCACCAGGACGAGGUGCACCGCAUCAAGCGCGAGUGCGAGCGUGACAUCCGCAGGCUGAUGGAUGAGAUCAAAGGAAAAGACCGUGUGAUUCUGGCCUUGGAGAAGGAACUUGGCGUGCAGGCGGGUCAGACCCAGAAGCUGCUCCUACAGAAAGAGGCUUUGGAUGAGCAGCUGGUGCAGGUUAAGGAGGCUGAGCGGCACCACAGCAGCCCCAAGAGGGAGCUCCCGCCGGGGAUCGGGGACAUGGCGGAGCUCAUGGGCACACAGGAUCAACAUAUGGAUGAGAGAGAUGUAAGACGAUUUCAACUAAAAAUUGCUGAACUGAAUUCAGUGAUACGGAAGCUGGAAGACAGAAAUACCCUCUUGGCAGAUGAGAGGAACGAACUGCUGAAACGCUCCCGUGAGACUGAGGUGCAGCUGAAGCCCCUGGUGGAGAAGAACAAGCGAAUGAACAAGAAGAAUGAGACCCUGCUGCUGAGCAUCCAGAGGAUGGAGGAGAAGAUCAAGAGCCUCACGAGGGAAAACGCGGAAAUGAAGGAGAAGCUGUCGGCCCAGGCCUCUCUGAAGCGGCACACCUCCUUGAAUGAUCUCAGCCUGGCGAGGGAUGAGCAGGAGAUGGAGUUCCUGAGGCUGCAGGUGCUGGAGCAGCAGCACGUCAUUGACGACCUGUCACUGGAGAAAGAACGGCUGUUACGCUGCUCCAAAAGGUAUCGAGGGAAAAGUAUGAAGCCACCCAAGAAGCAUGUUGUGGAGACAUUUUUUGGAUUUGAUGAGGAGUCUGUGGACUCAGAAACCUUGUCAGAAACAUCCUACAACACAGACAGGACAGACAGGACCCCGGCCACUCCUGAAGAAGACUUGGACGAUACCACAGCCCGGGAAGAGGCUGACCUGCGCUUCUGCCAGCUGACCAGGGAGUACCAGGCCCUGCAGCGAGCCUACGCCCUGCUGCAGGAGCAGGUGGGGGGCACACUGGAUGCCGAGAGGGAGGCCCGGACUCGGGAACAGCUACAAGCGGAUCUGCUGAGGUGUCAGGCCAAAAUCGAGGAUUUGGAGAAGUUACUGGUUGAGAAGGGACAGGAUUCCAAAUGGGUGGAAGAGAAGCAGCUACUGAUCAGAACGAACCAAGACUUGCUGGAAAAGAUUUACAGACUGGAAAUGGAAGAAAACCAGCUGAAAAGUGAAAUGCAAGACGCAAAGGAUCAGAACGAGCUGUUAGAAUUCAGAGUGCUAGAACUCGAAGAGAGAGAGCGGAGGUCGCCAGCAUUUAACCUCCAAAUCACCACCUUCCCCGAGAACAACAGCAGCGCUCUGCAGCUAUUCUGUCACCAGGAAGGAGUUAAGGAUGUGAAUAUUUCUGAACUUAUGAAGAAAUUAGAUAUCCUUGGCGAUAACGGGAAUUUGAGAAAUGAAGAACAGGUUGCAAUAAUCCAAGCUGGAACUGUGCUUGCCCUGUGUGAAAAGUGGCUGAAGCAGAUAGAAGGGACUGAGGCAGCCCUGACCCAGAAGAUGCUUGACCUAGAAAAGGAAAAGGACCUGUUCAGCAGGCAGAAGGGUUACCUGGAGGAGGAGCUCGACUACAGGAAGCAAGCCCUUGACCAGGCUUACCUGAAAAUCCAGGACCUGGAGGCCACGCUGUACACAGCGCUGCAGCAGGAGCCGGGGCGGAAGACGGGCGAGGCGCUGAGUGCAGGUCAGCGGGAGGACCUGCAGGCAGCCGUGGAGAAGGUGCGCAGGCAGAUCCUGAGGCAGAGCCGCGAGUUUGACAGCCAGAUCCUGCGGGAACGCAUGGAGCUACUGCAGCAGGCCCAGCAGCGUGUCCGAGAGCUGGAGGACAAGCUCGAACUCCAGAAGCGGCACCUGAAGGAACUGGAGGAAAAGUUUUUGUUCCUUUUUUUGUUUUUCUCACUAGCAUUCAUUCUGUGGCCUUGAUGACUUCAGUGAGCCAAGAACUCGGGAUAAAAAAAGAAUUUAUGGAAUAAACUGAGUCCCUAUGGCAACCCCCAACCCCACUCAAACCAAAAUUCAACAGUGAAACAAGCUAUUCAAAACCCCAGAGACUGCAAACAAAAUUCACAUAUAUUUGACAAAAGCUUUACAGAGAGGCCUUUUGGAUGUAUAGCUGUGUCCUGGCUAAUGCAGGCGGUAAGAACUCUGCAGGGACAAUGGGGAUUUUGUCACAUUCAGCGUCACAUCUGUGUCCCAAGUGUGGAACCUUCAAGAGUGUGAAGGGGCAGAGACCUGGAUUCCAGGAAACCAAGUGCAAUUACGAGAAAUCAAGGGAUCAGAGAACCAGUGCAAGGCCUGGCUCGAGCCAGGCCUGCGCCCUCGUCUCCAUGCCGUGCGCCUCCCCUGACCAGUGUGUGUGCCUAGCCGUCUCUGCCCUGUGUACAUAGAUCUCCACAAACCGUGCUGUGUUCAUCCUGGAGUCUCUCUGCUGGAGCCAUGUGCAAAUGUCCAUGUGAUCUGAACCCCAAGUCUUACCCCAGUCAGCAAAACCUCUGAAUUUCUGCACGGCUGGCUUUAGCAGCUGGAGCCCAGAGAGAUAAAGCAAGACUCUGAUGAGGGGCUGGAGCUUUGCCCAGCAUGGAGGAGCGGACUUCAGGGAUCACAGAUUUCCAAGGGGAAGCUGAGGGCUCUGUCACUUUUGUGGGUGUCACCUGGCAAAAGUCCCAGAGCAUGACCAUCCCUGGGGCGACACAGAAUGAGGAUUGAGAAAGUGGACACAGCUACUACCUAGAGCACACCCGGGCCUGUCUGUGUCUUAGUUAUAAUUUGCAAGAGGCUGUCAAGGAAGAGGUGCUGGAGCCAUGCCCUGGGAAGCUGCGGGACAAGCUCCUUCUGCAGGGGUCUGACACUGGGUCCCACUCUCACACCAGGAGGAGAAAGUGAACCCUUCCUGCUGAGGCCAUCCCUGAACGGAGCUGGGAGCAUCUUCAGGGUGUCAGAGGCCUCCCCAGAGAAUGCAAGGUCAGCCAUAGAGGGCCAGGCACUGGCCAGGGAUGGUCUUCCCAGAGGACAUUCCUGCAGAAGUUGCUCUCUGCUCAUGUUCCUGUUGUUCUAGGCUGGGUGGGGUGGGGACACCUCCAAAGGAAAGCAUCUGCUCACAUGACUUUGGAAGGGAAGCUUUGGAGUCAGAAUAAAUGGAGCGAAGGAGAAGACUGUGGAUGUGAAGAGGAGGCCAGCCGUGUCUGUGCUGGGAGACCUGGCUGAAGGCAAGGAUGUCUCAUGCUCUGCUUGUUGGGCAGAAGAUUAUUCCUCUUCAGGAACAAUCCUGAGAAGGAUGUUUACUGCAAAAGGGAAAUGACUACAUUCAGGCUGCUGAGGGAACCUCAGGGGGGAUGGUACCUGACAGAGGAGCUGAAAGUUCUUGAGGCCAACCCCACAGAUGGAAGGACACUGCACCCUCCACGGGGCCCCACCAGCCAGGAAAGCUGCCACACCACACUAAAGGAUUUGGGCGCUCUAAGCAAACUCACAUCAGAACAGCCAGGAAGCACCUGUUCUCUUUUGAAAUCCAAAUUCCAGAACACCUGCUGGCCCAGCUCCUGUGACUUACCAACACUUAGUGACCAAAUAAGCUUGGAAAAAAUAGGUGUCUGAGCAGCACAGGCAUGAUGGGAGUGUGGGAGCAUGCAGUGAGUGGGGACAAGAGCAUGCCCGUGUCUCAGGGCCAGGAGACACAGGAGCAUUUCUGCCCCAACUUUUGUGGGCAGGAGUCCUAGAGGUGCCACGCAUCUCUGUUCCUGUGGCUGUGUGCCCAUUGUGUGCCCCUGCAGGCACAGGCAGGAGUGUCGUCCCUGUCCUUCUGCAGGGGAAGGGCAGUGUCUGAGUCUGCCCAGCUCUCCUAUGCAGACCAUGUGUGACAGAAACAGCCUUGGCUUUGAAUUCAGACCCACUCAGUCACUCCCAGCCUGGCCACUCCUUGCUGCUCUGAGAAAUGGGGUGACACUGUGCACGCAACGCUGACGAGGGUAUGAGCUGGACAGUUAGAGCCACAGCGUCCCACAGGCCACCCUGGCUGCCCGCAGGAGAUGCAGCGCCAUCUUUGGCUCUUCUUUCUGUGGCGCUUGUCCUCAAAGGAGUCCCUAUAGCC